Molecule: messenger RNA, 11711 nt
Organism: Folsomia candida
Lineage: Eukaryota; Metazoa; Arthropoda; Collembola; Entomobryomorpha; Isotomidae
Product: protein piccolo
Exons: 12
Coding region: 1522-7242 (1906 amino acids)
Source: RefSeq, a predicted model, not a curated record
UGAGAAGGUCCUCCCUUUGCGAAAGCUUCCCUCAACAAAUCUCUAGCUGGCUGGGACAGCACUUUGUUCUUCGAGAAAUUCUGCCUGAACUUUAAUAAGUUACUGAACACACGGUGAAAGUUGAUACAUAUUACAGGGUGAAAGUUGACACUUUUUGUUGGUGAAAGCAGACGUGAAAACUAAAAACCGUUUCUCAAAAAAUAACUCCUUGCAAUUUCACCGGGGUAAUUUACUAAAGAACACAGUGAAAGUUAAUUUAACUGAACUUUGGCAAGUUACAGGGUGAAAGUUGACACUUUUCGUAAAAAACGUGGUGAAACGUGAGACGUGAAAACUAAAAAACUUCUCAAAAAAUAGCCCCUAGAAAUUUCACCGGGGUAAUUUGUUAAAAAACACGGUGAAAGUUGAGAUAAACUGAACUUUACAGGGUGAAAGUUGACACUUUUCGUAAAAAAGUGGUGAAAGCAGCCCUAAAAACUACAAAUUUUUAAAACCCUUGAACUACUUUCACCAGGGAGAAAAUGAGACAAAAAUUAUCACCAUCCUUCCAACUUUCUCUACGCUCUCUUGACCUGUCUGAAUUUAUUUAACGUCAAACCGGAGAAAAAACUAUUAGCACUCUAACCUCGUUGAGUUCAGUGUCGUGAAAACAAAACAAGAAAAAAAAUGCCGGAUAAUUUCCCCCUCUCGGGACUUGAUCCUCUAACAAGAGACCCCAUAAAUAUUUAAUCUUGUUGACAAGUGGGCCGACUAAGUUUACAAUUUACUCACACUCGACCAAAAAACAAAACCAGGAAGAGAAUUCUCCCUCCUAUUGUUUUUGUGGACGUUCUUAUUAUGCCACCGAAGCGUUGUGGUUUUCUUUACAGAAUUCAAUUUGCGGACAAGGUCUGAAUCUUAAGUGAAAGCAGGAAUAAUCAAAUUCGUGCAGUACAUGUUUAGAGUAAAGGAUGGUGGCAAUUCGACUAUUCAUUUGACCACCGUCAGACUUACAAAGGUACGAGAAACUAAUUAUGGCGGAUUUUUGGAAUGGUUAAGGGUUUAAAAAUUAUAAAAUGUGAAAGUGAUGGGACAAACUUAAUUUGUGGAAAAGAAAGGAGAGAAACCGCAAGAUUAGCGUAAGGAAAUCUUCUUCACUUUUGGUGCUCCAACUAACUUCUCUGCCUUAAACUUAACGCUCCCCUCAUGAAAAAACAGCGACUUCACCCUUACCAAAAAGUUGUCGCACGCAUGUGAUACAGUGAUAUUUGACUAACUAAAUAUGAAGUGAACUAAAAACUUGACCCAAACAAGGAGGCAGACUGUGUGAGUGAGUGAGUUUUAGUGAGUGAGUGACUUAAUGAAACCGUAAUUUUCCCACAGUCCGACAGAAACAAGAAGAAACUAAUUAAAUUCAAGGUUGCCAGUUAAGGACUACAUUUUGUGGAGAAUUGUUAUUAAUUAUCUUAGACAUUAUUAACCCACAUCAGAAUUGAGGACGUCGACGAGAACAAAAUCCAGCGCGACGGAGGAAAGAUCUUCAUGGGCCGUAAACGCAAGACGAGAUGGAGACGACUUUCAAUUGGCGAAAUCUCAGGCAACGAGGAGGACGGGGAAGAAAUGUCCACCGGACUGACGCGAAGUCUUAACCACAGCCCGAUCCAUAAGCCUUACUUAUCAUCCACCUCCUCCAACAAUAACAAUUCCUCCACCACCACCAUGACGAAGGGGGCCUCGGCCGGAAGCUUAUCCACCACCACGCCCUCCGACUCCUCCUCCCCCAACAAAAAAAUCGCCAACGGUGACACCGACUCGUCCAGCUCCACCGUCGCCCCGGCGGAAAACCCGUCCCCCUCAAAUCACCACCACAACAACCACCACAUGUCCAACGGAAACGACCGUGGGGGGUAUUACCACAACAACCACCACAACCACCACCACGACGCCAACUACACCCCCCACAACAACCACCACUACGAAAGUCACUACGACCGGUACCACUACCACAAGGAUAACUACCGACCCCCCUCCUACUACAAUGGGGGUGGGUAUGAAGGUGGGGGGAGGGGGUCAUCCUCCUCCGAACGAGGUUAUCAUGGGGGUGGGGGUCAUCAUCACAAGUCCGACUCGUACCACGGGGGUUAUCAGUCCGGUGGUUAUCAUGGAGGAUACAGAGGCGGCGGAAGUAAUGGGUACAAUACUUAUAAUCGAAACAAUUCGACGACCGGAAAUGGAUCUUCGUCCGAGAGUGGGGGGUAUAAUGGGGGUGGGGGUGGUGGAGGUGACUAUAAUGGUGGAGGGGGACACCACCCCCCGUCCAGAUCGUAUGGACCGGGAAGAUUCAGACGGAGUAGGAGUUAUCCAGCGUCGAAUUAUUAUUAUGCGAAUGGAAGCGGGGGUGGUGGGGCAGGAAGUAAUUGUGACAAUACCAACAAGCCUUCUUAUAAUCAAGAGGAGUACACGAAAAUCACGACCCCACGUCAAGACGUGCUCUUCAAGAAGGGUUAUUUGAGCCAGAAGAAGCCUCAGUCCUCGGUGGAAAGCGCGUCCGCAACGACCACGCCCACCGCCUCCACUAACGGCACUCCUGAUACCCAGUCCACCAACGGGAUCAAUUCUGAUUACUCUGAAGGUGGGUACGAGAACGGCGAGACUGAUUGCGUACCGUACGACGACGCGUACUACUACGGGCCUCCUCCCGAAGCCGUCUUCACCGAUCCCACUGGAAUGGUUUACUAUGGUCACUGUUCCAACAAUGGCGAAUACUACGACGCAUACCCGGUGAGCCCGAUGAUGGUGCAAGGCUACCCGACCGUGUAUUACCCGAUGCCCUAUCCCGUCGACUGGAACGGGGUGCCGAUCCCGUACCCGCAGAUGAUCGCCGUCCCCCCACCCCCACAACAAAUCCCCCAUCCGCAUGGGUCUCAUAUAGAGGAAGUCGUCGAAAACAAUGUUCCCUGCUUACAGGGUCCCGAGGUGGCCUCGCCUCCUUCCAGCGGGGAAAGUCACGGGAGUAAUAAAAGUGACACACUUUCACCCACCGACUCAACCCUCACGUCGUCAACGUCAUCGUCAUCAUCCUCCUCGGAAGCGGAACAGUCGCCACUCUCCUCCCCGAAAGAUCAAGGCUUAUCAUCAUCCGAGUCCAAGACGAUGACCACCACCAGCACCACUUCCGGUCCUGGAGAUAUUCCCAACAGUGGCAAUUCGUCUUCAUGUGUGUCAGACGAAAAGUCGUCACUAACGCCACGGGAAGGCUCACCUCCCAACAAAACUAAUGAGUCGUCGGUAAAAAAGGACGCUAAGUCUGGUAAGGAAGCUGCCGGGGUGAAAAAAGAGCAGCAAAAAAGCAAAGCCACCAGCGGGGAUAAGGAUAACAACAAUUUAUCAAAAUCACAAAAGAAGACGGAAAUUACUUUAUCAUCAGUGAAACCUCAAUCCCAGCCGGGGAUAAAGAAGAUCACCUCAAGUACGAGUAAGGAUUCCACACCACCGACGACUUCCUCCUCAUCAUCCACAAUGUCAUCACCACCCUCAUCAGCGCCCGUUUCUCCACCCGGCGCUACCGGACAAGCCGCGCCUCUUCCUCCUCCAGUGACCACGUACGCGUCCGCGGUAGGAAACGCGCACCAAGGUCAAAGUCAAGGUCAAAACGUGAUGCCACCACCACAACCACACCCACAACAACAACAACAUCUCCACAACGGACAUUAUCAACACCCUGGUCCACGAUAUCACCACCAAGGACCACCACCCCCACAAAUGAGUCAUCACGGACCACCCCCACCACCGAACGGGUAUCAUCACCACGGUCCACCACCACCACAGCAGCAACAACAACAACACGUCAUACAGCAGCACCCACUUCCUCCACCCCCGCAUCCCAUGGCGGGGCCACCCCCACCACCGUACGGGCAUAUGUAUCAUCCCCACCCGCCACCCAUUCCCGGGGCCGGGUUCGUCUACGGACCUCCCGUCUAUAAUGGAAUUGCACCUGCUACCACCGCCGACACUGUGUCCUCCUCCUCCCCCUCUUCUUCUUCUUCUUCUUCCUCCACUUCUACGUCGACCACUAGUCGAAAAAAGCGUAAAAAGAGACGGAGAGAGAAAGACAAAGAGAACGACGAGAAUGGUGGGGGCGAUGAUGAGGAUGAUGAUGAUAAUGGACAGUUGACAGAUGAAGCUUCCCAUCCGACCAAGGCGGAGUCUCCUACAACCACCACCACCAACGAGACUACCAUCGCUACCAAAUUACACAGUGAAACGCUAACCGAACCAAUAACGACGAAGACUAGUGAAAGCGACCAGAUUAAAAAAUCAGCUCCAGCAAAACAUUCAAUUUCCGAGGAGAAAGCAAAAGAAUCACAAAUUAUAACUAACUCGACAAUCCAGUGUCCUAAUAAUUCUGGAGAAAUUAUUUCCAAGCAGAUCAACGACGCGGUGAAAGCAGGAGUAGAAUCCGACCUAAAAAUUCCUACUAAUUCUUCAUCUGGAGAAAUUAUUCCCACGGAGAAAAACACAUCCUCCACAAAAAUUAUAAGCCGCAGCCCCUCCACGACUUCCACCUCGUCUUCGCUACUCGACGGAGAAUCACCACCACGUGAGCAUCCCUCCUCCACCACCUCCUCAAAUUCCACGACACCAUCAAAAUCCUCGUCCGCACUCCGGAAAGAAAUUACGGAACCUAUUGAAUCAAAUUCUACAAAAUCCACUAAAUCCAAACGCAAGAAGAAGAAUUUAAAGUCCAAAAAGUCUAAGGCAGCAGCUUCAUCCUUAUCAUCAGUAUUCUUGGAAGAGGAGAGUAAGAAAAUGGCGAGUAAAACUUGUCAUCAUAAACUUAUCCCCACUUUCACCAGUGGAGAAAGUGAAGAAGUGAAAGUAUCACCACCAAAAGAAGAUGAUGAUGAUGCAGUAGGAUCAAAUCAAGAUAAUAAUAAAAAAUGUGGCGAUGAUGAAAAUGAAAAGAAGUCCGGAGAAGAAGAAGGGGCUACUGCUUUCACCAAUAUUGAUGAUUCAGCAGCAGGAUCCACCACGGCACAAAGUUGUGCAUUAGCAUCAGAACAAGAGAAUAAUAAAGUGAAAGCAUCCCCACUUUCUCCAAGAUCUUUAGGACAUCCUACUCCUGGAGAAAGUCGGACUUCAAGCUCAAAUAAUUCCGUAAUUCUUCCCCUAACUCAGAUUUCGAGUAAUGUUACCAAGAAACCGUCCGAUUUGGACUUGACAUUGACAUCUUUCACAUCUUCCGCUGUCCUCGCCGGAUUCGGCUCUCUCGACACCGACGAAGAUGACUUUCUCCCUCUCCUCAAACCUCUCUGUGAACCAAGUUCACCCUCCGAUUCAUUAAAUACUAAUCAAAGCAUGGCUGGGAGUGAAGAUGUCGCAGCGAUUUCCGUGUCAGAGUCGGAUUUCAAUAUUAAUAAUGCCAUGAAUCGAGCCACUUCUUUGGACGAAGUUGAAGAAGAUUUACCUCCGGAGGAUGAAGAAGAAGAUGAAGAACCUGAUUUAGGAAAAGUUACGGAGCUACUUUCUCCAAAAUCAGGUGCUGCGUCAGAGCAGCUACUUUCUCCGUCAGUCGAUCCAACAGAGCAGCUACUUUCUCCGUCAGUCGAUCCAACAGAACAGCCACUUUCUCCGUCAGUCGAUAUUAUUGCUGCAAGUUCUCAGGAAAAAUUGGAAACAAUGCCGCCGCUUUCUUUUUGUAAGCCAGCAACUUCUCCUCCCAAUGACGCCGACAAUGUCGCAAGUUUGUUCAAGCGAGGAGAUGAAAGUCAGGUCAAACUUUCUUCCGUCGUCGUCCUGUCCCCGUCAGAAGAAGAAGAUAUGCAAAAAGAAGAAAGUCCACCACGAGAGACACCAAAGUCGACGGCAGGCUUGGGUGAGCAGGAAAAUGUGACAGAUUUAGGACAGCAGCAGCAGCAGCAGUCGGAGAAAGUUAGAGUUGAGACUGAAGCGGAGGCAGAGGAGAGACCCAAGAGUUUAACUUUGGCAGUGUCAGAAUGGCUCAAGACUCAGGGGGAUGCUGCCUUGACGGUGACACCGAUCCGUUCCACCGAGGACCAAGAGGAAGGAGAGGAAGGUGAUGCUGAUCUUAGCGAGGAGGACGAAGAUGAGGAAGAUGAGGAUGAAGAGGGUUCUAAAUUACAGGACCAAAAAAACCUGCUUUGCAACCCUUGGGCUGCACCAUCCAAUAGACACGAGGAUGGUCCCCAUUCCAGCCCAAGGGUUGCACACCAGCACCACUACCACCACAACGACUUCUCCCCCUCUGAAGAAGUAAUUAAGAGUGAAAAAACUCCAGUAAUACAUCAAAAUCAAACCACUUGCUCAAACCAAUCUCUGACAAUUCCUCGCUACGAUAAUAAAACCACGACUUUCUCUUCCUCCAAUAAAAACACUAAUUACGACGACUCUGGCUACGAACUCAGCUCACAGGACGAAACCCAACCAGAUUUCUCAUCCAUUUCCACCACGAGGAGGAAAAAUCACAGAAAAUCCGCGGAACGAGACGUCGAUAAAACCAUUCAACCCGCACAAUCAUCAUCAUUCACUUCUUCUUCUCUUCUUCUUUUAACCGAUGAUAAUAAUACAAAUCCGAUCUGUGACCCACAAAAAUUCUCAAAGUAUUACCAAUUCGGCGUAGUUUUUGAGCCAGAUCAGGAUCACGAUCAAGGUAUUGACUUUCACCAAGAAGAUCAGCAUGAUUCAGUCCAACCAAAAAAUCAGCAAGAUAAAGAAGAGAAAGUUAUGAUGAGCCAAAACUUACCGGAGAGAAAGCAAAGUCUAAGAAAAUCCGAAAACUACCCGGGGAGAAAGCAGCCUCUGGGAAAAUCCGGGACCGAAGUUGUCCUGCGAGGCUUUCACGAUCCCAAUCUAGACGAAGAAAUAGGAACUUUUGAUCCUACCGUGGUUGCAGAACAGAGGGAGAACAGGGGCCGAAUUUAUGCCCAGUUUGAACCCAAAUUUAGCCGUGACGAUGACCACAGUGAGGAAAAUUUUGACGAAAAUUAUGACACUCAAAAUUCGCAAGGUCACCUUUACACGAAUCCAUUUUCCUUGGCGAAGGAGCUGGUGGAAAGUGGGGAGGCGUUGGAGGAAUCUUGGGACGUGGAUUCGGAACCGCUCCCCCCGUACGAGCACCCGGCUUUCCCUGAGGUUGAAAUCCUCCCCCCGUUUAACCGGAAUACUCCGAAGAAUCGGGUGAUACGGAGGAAUUUGGGGGGAGAGGGCGCGCUUAUGAGUGGAAUUUGCUGUUCGAUCCAAUAAUGCAUAAAGAAAUCUGUAAUGUUAAAAGGCUGGAGGAUAUUUUCUUACUUUUCGUGUCACAUUUACUUAUCUAUUAUGCUAAUUAGGUAUCACGUGGGUGGUGGUCUCUACCCCGCCCAUUUUCGUCAUGCUUUCUCCAUGAGAAGAGAGAGUUUUAUUAAUUUGUUGGUUAAAUUAUGCAUAAUUUUUGUAAUAAUUACAUAUUAAUCUAAAUGUGUACGUACUAAUUUACAAUUUCAAGUUUUUUUCAAGUAGAAAAUAUCUUCAUGAAACUGAUAAGUUUCUGAAAUUUUUUUGUGCGAGAAUUUUACUUUCUCCUCGUCCGCCUCAUCCUAAAAAAUAUGUCAAGUAUAUAACUUAAUUAUAAACUAUUUUACAUAUAUUUAAUUAGAAUAUUGAUGAAAUUGUCAAGCCAAUCAUGCAUUUAUUAUGUAAAAAGUUGUUCCUUCCUCUUAAACAUAAGUAAAAAUAUUAAUCUUAAUCAAAGUGGUGGCACUUACAUGCAUAAAAUGUGGAGAAAGUGCAUCAUCACACAUCAAACAAGCCAAUACAUAAUAAUUUUUAGUAGAGAAUUACUUAAAAAAAACUGAUCCUAUCCAAACCCCCUAAAAAAUCUUACAUCUCAUCCUAAACUAAACUAUUUAAUACCUAAAAACUUAUUGCUGCUCCCAAAAUUCCCAGAAAACCAAAAUUCCCAAAAAAACUUCUCCAUUUACGACUAAAGUAUUUAUUCAUCAAAUCAAACGGGAGAAAGUCUUCUUUUAAACUUUUAAAACUUUUCCUUUUUCUAUUUUAACAGAAAAAAAUCUCAUAAAUUCUCAGGCUAUCAAUAAAUAAAUAAAUACAUACAGCUCCUCCUCUUCUUCUUCCUGUAAAGAAAAGUGAAACUGCUGGGAAAAACUUUUAAACUAAAGCUGUCUAUAUAUUUGGUACAAGUAUAUAUUGCUAUCAAUGAAAUUCUACAAUUAAAUAUCUCUCUCUUUAAAAUUAACAAUUAACUCUACAAUUAAAAAUAUUAACUUUAAAAAUCUCUACUCUUACUUAAACGAAGCCAUGAAUUUAUCAAGUCUGUAAAUAAAUCUGUAAGUAUGCAAUAUGCAAAUGCAUAAUAUGCAAAUUAAUAUCCUACCUCCCCCUCUUCUCCUCCUUCUUAAAUAGCCAAUUACUUAUCUGUCGGUUACUCUACUUAUCAUCAGUACUUAUCAAUUAACUCUUCUUCAGGUGUACAGUAACAAUAAAAUUAUGAACAUUAAAUAUUACGGGUUGAUACAUAACUAUUUAGAGGCUAAAUACGCUUUAUAAAUACACCCAAACAACCAACUCUUAAAUUUACAUAAAAUAUAAAUAUCUAUGAUUAACAAUAAGUAUUUUAACUGUUAAUUAAUUAAUUAUCCUUAUUACUUACUUAAUUAAGGAAUUAAUUAUAACGUGAUAAAAGAAUUGUAACUUGUAAAUAGCUAAAGAUAAGGCACACCUCGUCCCCUUGUAACGCAAGGUCAUCAUCAUCUCAUCAUCUCCUUCUUCAUCUAUCUAUCUAUCUCCUCAUCAUCUGUGUGCUAAAAAAUGAUCAUUCAUCCUGAUGACGAACGACGACGACGGCGACACUUGUGUUCAAGGAGCUUGGUUUCGAAUCGUCAGUCUCCUCCUUAAAAUUAAAAAGUAUGAUAAGAACACGUCGUGUUCUUCGUCUUAACGGCAAAUUAUUGCCGUUUCUUCAUUUGCAUAAUAAAAUAUGUAUGUACAUAAAACACUUUGUAGGAUAUUUAAACAUUUAAAAAUCAUGAUGAAAAACUCUGUGUUACGUAAAUAUUUACCCUUAAAAAAGUUUGAAAAUGUUUUUUUGUGGGUUAUGAGUGAAUGAAUGAUAACUUAUCAUUGAUAAGGGAAGGUUUAUAUUGAUAAGUAUGGAAAUGAUAUGUGACACCACCACAAUGAGUGAUUUUUUGUAUACAUACAUAAUUAAUUAAUUAAUUAAUAAUUUUGGUAAUUAAUUAAUUGGAAUCUAUGACAAUUAAUUAAUUAAUUAAUGUCAUCGUCGCAUUCUAACUUUUUGUGUGUGCGAUCCAAAUAAAUAUGUAUCAUUAUCCAACGAUAUGCCUUUUGUUGUUCGGUCGGAUUAAUUAAGAAGGAAAAAAAUGUAAACUCAAUUAACAGAGUGCCAUUUAAAAGUUAAUUAAUUAAUUACAAUUUAAAUCAAAGUCCACGUGGUUUAAAAAAUAUGCACGUGGUGCAGAUGAAUCCUGCAUUUUUAAAUAUGGCGUCGAUCCCUACCAACAUACACCUUUAUAACUCAUUUACAUAUUUACUUAUUAAUUAUUCUUCUUAAUUAAUUACUUAAUUCUAAUUAAGUAAUAGAGUUUUUCACAUUAUUCAUUAUUAAUUACUUAUCAUUAAUUAAUUAAAUGUAAAUAGUUAUAAAAACAACACAUUGAAAUUGUCAUUGCUGGAAUAUUUCUCUUAAACGAGAAGGGAAAAAAGUAAUUAAUGGUGAUUUGAUUAAUUAAUUACCCAAUUAAUUUACAUAUUUAUAAUUAAGUAAUCUAAGUAACUAAAUGAUAAGAUAUUUAGAUAAGCAAUGCCAGACUUUGAAGCAAUGCUACCAUUAAAAAACUGCUGCUGCUUUACGUGCAUGCAAGGUAUGAGUCUGUCUAGUCUAGACCGCACCGCACCAAUUAAACCGCUGCUACUACAACACGGAAAAAAUUGCUGGACCGUUCGAAAAAAAUGAAUUCAUCAUCAAUAAGAAAUUAAUUUAAUUACUCGUUAAAUAAUUAAAUAUUUAAUUACAAUAAUUAACUCACUAAAUAAAUUGUCAAUAACUUAAAAACUUAAAUCAAAAAGCUGUACCUCAAAAAAUACAUAAGAAAAUCGAAAAUUUCGAAAAUCAAUCUUUAUGCCACGUGUAUGUCGUACACGUGUAUCUAAUUUAAUACGCGAGAAAAUCGAAAAUUUCGAAAAAUCAAAAUUUAUGCCACGUGUUAGCAAGCACGUGCUACUAAAAAAAUGCAGGAUCGUGAGUGUCACACACCGUAUACGUUAUUGAUCAAUCAGGUAUUUAAAAUUUUAAAAAUAACGCAAAAUUUUAAAAUUCCAGGUCUCAAUGGAAAGCAUAGAUUUACAUGGUGCAAGGAAAAUGAAAGCAAUUAAGUAAAUAAUCAAUCGUGCUUAACUAAAUAAAUUCGAAUUUCUAUUAAUAAAUACUAAUCAAUUUUUAGGAAAUUUAAAAAUUUUACAGUUACAUUUUCUUAUUUCAAAUAUUUUCUCGUUAUAAAGUUAAUAAUUUUUAAUAAUCAAUAAUUAAUUAAGUAUUUAAGAGAGAUAAAUAUAUACAGUAAGUUAAUUAAUUAUUGAACUUGCGACAUAAUUAAACGUCUUGGUGCAAGUUGCUAAAAAACGCAAGCUAAAUAUUUGCAUAUUAAUUAAUUAUUGUCUUAUUUCUACAUUUCCUCUUUAAAAAAUACGUGUCGUUUUAUGAAUUUUAAAAAAGGAACUCAUCUCUUCAUCUUUGUUACUCUUAUCAAAUCAAAUCAUGUACUUAAAAAAUGUGUACUUGUUAAUUAAUUAAUUAAUUAAGCAAUUAAUUAAUUAAAUUUUGAAUAAUCAACCGAUCAACGAACAAGGAAAUCCGAGGUCUUCUUAGCUUUAAUUGUUCAUCAUGUAAUGUAAUCUAUAAUUGUUGAAUUUUUGCAGUGAAUUUUUGCAGUGCACAAUAAAUAUGUGGGCACUUCUUGUUACAUGCUCUCGCUGUUGUUAAAUAUUAAAAUUAUCAAGAGUUGUGUUAAUUAAUUAACUAAUUAAUUAACUAAUUACAAGAAUGGAUCUUUAACUACGAACGAUGAACGAAUGACAGAUUGAUGUAUUAAAAAAUGAUGUGAAUCCAUUAAAUAAAUGAAUAAAUAAGAAUUAAUUGGAUCACGAAUUUCAAGAAAAAAAUACGAGUGUGAUGAUAUUUUAAAAAUGGAAGAAAUGAAAAUGAUUAAUUAAUCGAUUCGAAAAUUAUUAUUGAUAAAAUUUUAAUUAUCUACUUUUUAGGGGUAUUUAAGGGUCGCUGAUAAAUAAAUAAAUAAUUAAGUAAUGAUACAUGCUUAUGGACAAUAUUAAAUUAUGUAAAAUUGACUAAGAAAAUUAAUAAUUUCGAAAAUUAAUUGACGGGAAAAUAAUUUGAAGAAAGAAUUGUGUGAAUUUUGAUUUCAGAAAAAAAUUAAAAGGAAUUAUUACAUGAAAAAUAUUUAGAAGUUGAUUUAAGACCUGGUUUAAUUAAUAAUUAUAAUUUAAUUAUGUGAAUCAAUUUCUCGUAUGCUUUCUUCCUGGUUUGGUAAUUAAUUAAUUAAUGAUGGGAUAAGGUUAAUUGUGAGGUUAUUAAAUAUUUUAUUUAAUUUAAUUAGUUAAUGGUUAAGGUUCCACCUGAUUAUUAUAUUAUUCAAUAAAAUCGGUGAUAAUUAAGCACUUCUAUGAAAUGUUAUGGAAAA